Molecule: messenger RNA, 1348 nt
Organism: Nycticebus coucang (slow loris)
Lineage: Eukaryota; Metazoa; Chordata; Mammalia; Primates; Lorisidae
Gene: HAGHL
Product: hydroxyacylglutathione hydrolase like
Exons: 8
Coding region: 147-839 (230 amino acids)
Molecular function (GO): hydroxyacylglutathione hydrolase activity
Source: RefSeq, a predicted model, not a curated record
GCCUGGUUUUAGCGCCGCGCUCAGAGUAGGCCCAAUGACCUGCGGCGCGAGGCCUGCCUCUGCCAGUCCUUAUUUCAGGCGGUUGGCACAGCAGUGCUGCCUUUCCUAAGGUGUGGAGAGCGGAGCGUUGGCUGAGUUAUGCGACCAUGAAGGUCAAAGUCAUCCCGGUGCUUGAGGACAACUACAUGUACCUGAUCAUCGACGAACGCACACGGGAGGCAGUGGUAGUGGAUGUGGCUGUACCCAAGAGGCUGCUAAAGAUCGUGGGUCGGGAAGGGGUGUCUCUGACCACCCACCACCACAGGGACCAAGUGCGGGGAAACGCAGAGCUGGCGGGGCUGUGGCCCGGUCUGGCGGUGAUGGGCACCGAUGAGCGCAUCUGUGCACUGACACACAGGCUGGUGCAUGAGGAGGAGCUGCAGUUUGGGGCCAUCCACUUGCGCUGCCUCCUGAUGCCUGGUCAUACCUCCAGCCACUUGAGCUACUUCCUGUGGGAGGAAGAAUGCCUGGACCCACCUGCCCUUUUCUCAGGGGACACAUUGUUGGUGGCUGGCUGUGGCUGGUGCCUGCAGGGCACCACUCUGCAGAUGUACCAGAGCCUGGCUGAGACCCUGGGCACCCUGCUCCCUGAGACGGUUGAGGGUCCAGCUCCUGCUCUGCGCGCAGUACACUCUGCACCUGUCCUGCACUUAAGGUGCAAGAUGACUGAACAGUUAAGGUGGACUGGGCCAGGGGCAGGGGCCAGAGCCAGUGUGGGUGCCUUCCCACAUCCCUGCCUCGGCUGUACUGCACAUACACUGAGCACUUGCCUCCUCCAGAAGGCAUUGAGCACACACUGAGCAACCUAGAGUUUGCACAAAGUGGAGCCCUGCAAUGACCACGUGAGAGCCAAGCUGUGCUGGGCCAAGAAAAGGGAUGAAGACGAUGUGCCUACAGUACCAUCCAUUCUGGGCGAGGAGCUGCUCUAUAACCCUUUCCUCAGGGUGGUAAAGGAGCCAGUGUAAAAGUUCAUAGGCAAGGUGGCCCUGGCUGAAGUCCUGGAGGAUCUCUGCAGGGAGUGGGAGCACUAUGAGUGGGCAGCUGAGCCACUGUGGCCACAGGCAAGGGGUCUCCUUGCACUGCAGUGGCGAAUCUUACACACAGCCAGCAGAAGUGAGCCACAUAUGGAGCCUUAGUGGGCCAAUGUUCAUCUACAUCCCUCCUGUGACCCCCAGCUAACUGGACCUCUGAGAGGGCUACCUAUGGAACAUUCCUCUAAGGCCCUGACCAGCUGACAGCCCAGCCUUGAGGGCCAGCAUGCAGGGGCUUUGCCUUUGGCACUUCAGGAGUGGACAAGCAGGGCCUCUUU